Molecule: messenger RNA, 2911 nt
Organism: Mercenaria mercenaria
Lineage: Eukaryota; Metazoa; Mollusca; Bivalvia; Venerida; Veneridae
Exons: 17
Coding region: 1-2733 (910 amino acids)
Molecular function (GO): DNA-binding transcription factor activity; zinc ion binding
Source: RefSeq, a predicted model, not a curated record
AUGGCGGACGAAGACGGUGACCCAGAGUUCACAUUUUCAUCCUAUGAGGAUGCUGACCAUUUUAUUGAGGAGUACGAAAUAGAGUCAGGAUAUCGCCAUGUGAAGCAAAAGAGUAAAAGAACUCAAGAGACAGAUAUAACAAGUAUUGGAGAACAUAAAUUGUUGCUAGUGGACAAAUCACAGAAAGGGCCAACCAUCGGAAGUGAAUGUGUUUUUGUUGUGGUUGGAACAGAAUUGAGAGAAUGUAUGCAUGGCAUGAAAAGACAGAAAAGAAAGGAGAAGGAGCACAUCGACCAUGACUAUAGAAAGUCGAGAACUAGGGCACAAGAUACGAAGAAGAUGGGUUGCCAAGCAAAGAUUUACAUAAAGACAAUCCUGAAGUUUCCCGAUUAUAAAUUCCCAGAGGUAGACACAAAACAUAACAGAACUCUGAUCACAAAAAGAUUGAAGCAAGAGUUUUCAAGCACCACAAGAAAAGUUAUCCAAGUUAUUGUUAAGGUGGUGGGAGAACACAGUUACCAUGAUAUUGGAGAGGCUGCAGACUUCAAUCAACCAUUGGACAAAAGAGUGGUUUCUUUUAUUAAGAAAAAAGUGAGUGAUGGGAUCAGAAAUGUUGAUGAAGUAAUGUCUCGUGUCAAUGACUUAGACGCUGUCAGCAAGAGCAGACUAACCAACAGAAGAUUUCACCCGGCAAGAAAAAUGGUUUACAACAUUAUGUAUAAUGAAAUCAAUUCUGUAAAGUAUGUGAAAGAUGACCAAGUAAACACUGGUUUAUAUUUGGAGGAAAAAAGAAAGAAUAAAGAUGACAGCGUUUUUUUUAGACCAUCGUCAGAUCCAGAGACAGAUACAGAAGAUUUAAGCAGUCUUCUGUUUGUAUACCAAUCUAAAUUCCAAAAAAACAUUCUUCAGAAGUAUCGGAAAGAGGUAGCUAUCCUUGACGCCACCUACAAUACCACCAAGUUUGAACUUCCAUUGUAUAUGGUUGCAGUACAAACUAAUUCUGGCUUUGUAGUAGUGGGGUCAUUUAUAGUUGGCAGAGAUACGAAGCUCCAGGUAGAGGAGGCUCUGGGAAUGAUAAAAUCAUGGAACCCCACAUGGUCGCCCAGAUAUUUCCUGAUGGACUACAUUCUUAGAGAAAUUGGGGCAUUAGAGAACACGUUCAAAGGUGUUCAGGUAUUCUUGUGCCAAUUUCACAUAAUACAAGCCUGGAAGAAUUGGUUGUCAUCAAACAAAGAUUUAUCUAAAGACCAGAAGGAAACUUUGCUUGAAACACUGAGAGCAAUAUGUAAUUCCUCAUCUGAAGAAACUUACAGUGAGCAGGUCUCCACUUUGAAGGAUACAGAGCUUUACAGAAACAAUAAGAGACUGCGAGGAUGGCUCGAAGCAAGGUGGUUUCCUGAACAUAAGAGAUGGGUAGAUUAUAACCGAGAAGAAAUGACACUGAGAAAUGAUACCACAAACGGGCUUGAAGUUCAGCACAGGUUAUUCAAAGAGAACUUUCUGAAGAAGUAUGGGUUUGGUGGCUCUUUGCAGUCAGUGGUUGAGGUUCUAAUAGAGAAAUACUGUCCAGCAAUGGAAAUAAGGUAUAAAGAGAAGAACGCUAAAGCCAGUAGCACUAGUAAGCUGUACUCUGACAAUGUGCCAGAAUUUUUAAGAAACCGACCGAGUGAUUUCGUCAAACACUGCCUGCAAAGAAUGCCACCCAAAGUUGCAGUGCUGGAUCAAAGCAAUGUAUCAUUUGACAGUCCCGAAAGGUGCCAGCUAAGGAGUCCAGACAGUGACAUAACCUAUUCAUUAUCAUUUGUUAAUAUGAUGCCAGUAUGUAGCUGUCUGGACUUCAAGAAGAAACACUGGCCAUGUAAACACCUUUUAGGUGUGAUGUUAAAUUUCCCUGAUUACAGCUGGGAAUCUUUGAAUGCUGUUUAUACGGGACAGAACUGUUUCUCUCUUGAUCAAAGUUUAACAAAUGAAGACAUCGAAAUUGAAACCAGCUCACAGCCUCUACAUGCAGACUCAGAAGACACAGAAGAGUCAUUCUUGAAUAUGCAGAAAAAGUGUCUUUUACUAAUUCCAGAAAUUCAAAAUAACAUCUACUGUGUAAACAACAUAGAAAUUCUACAAGAAACACAUUCCAAAUUGAACAGCUUGAACACUUUCUUAAUGAAAAACAUACCAAAACUGAAUCGGUUACCGCUCCGGAAAAAUCGACAAAGAAAAAUCAGAAAAAUCAAAAGAUUGACUGGGAAAAAAACAGAGAAGUUCAAAACACAUGCAGAAAAAGGCAUUAAAAAAAAGGCGAAAUCAACAGAGGUUUCUCAAAUUGACGUAGCAAAGGUUUCUCAAAUUGACGCAGCAAACGAAAGCAAUUUGGACCAGCAGUGUAGAAGAGCUCUUCAGGAAAUUUGGGAAGGUCCUGGUAGUGAUGAGCCAGUGGUGCAGAUAGGUCCUUUUACAGUAACAAAAGCCAGUCUUCACUAUUUGAAAUCAACCUUAUCAGAUGAGCUGAUAGAUGCAUACUUAUCCUUGUUGGUGAAAGGAAGUGAUAUUCUUCAUAUAAACUGUGUUGUUGCAACAGCUAUAUUUACUGGAAAUUCUUCAAUGCAUAGCUUCCUUACUAAUACUGUUCUGGGCAUACAUGAUACAUGUAUUUGUGCAGUUAAUGAAGGUGGAGUGCACUGGGUUCUUGUGCAAUUUCUUAGCUGGAAGGCAGACAGAGGGUAUAGAAGAAUUUGACAGUCAUUGGGAAAUUGAAACUCGUAGCCAUGGAAAACAGACAGAUGGAUCAUCAUGUGGUAUUUAUGUCCUGACUUUUGCAGAGAAAUAUAUAAAUGGUGAAGACUUCAAUUUUGAUUGGGGACCACAUGAUGUAUUGACAAAACGUGUGAAUGUUGGAAAGAAACUUCUGUUAGCA